UAGACCCCGCCCGCGCAAAUUGUGUGUGUGUGGGGGGGCGGCAGCAAGUGCGAGAUGGAGAGAGGGGUGGAGGUAACUCGCACCGAAUCAGGGUGCCGAGUGAGUAGGUGGAGGUCGCCUGGGAGCGCGCGUACGGAUUAAAGCUGCGAUCGUCUUUGCGCCGGUCAGCGUGACGCACGGAGAGCGGCGGAGGCGCACCAGCGACUGGAGUCACGUUGGUCGGGAGCCAGUGACAGCGGAGGGAGGGAUCGCCAAGUUGGGAUGCUGCGAGGAGCUGGCGGUGUGUGUGCGCGCGCGGGGAAGGAUGUUGCCGUCUCGCACUUGUUCUUGUGUGAUAACUUCGGACUGAAAAUAACGCCGAUGUGCGCCAUGGAGGUAUUCAUCUGAGCUGCAAUAAGCGGGGGGGAAACAAAGAGAUUUGCGCUAAAAGAGGAGUGGAAGAAAGCUGAGAGAUCCAACACAAAUCCGGGUAAACAAAUAUGACGGCCGAUUUUGGCGUUGUCUUCUGUCCGUCGCUAAUAGAAACAGAAACAUCGGGGGGAUUCGGGAGUGUAAUUUAAUUGUCAUAUUUAAUUUUUACAUUUUUGGAGAAACGGAGGGGUCUACUCCAGGUGGCGCAUCUAUCUCCCCGGUUGCGCGUAAUGGGAGAAAAGUUUCGGACCUUGCCGAGGAGACGCACUCUUAGCAUCCCGCCGACGACGCACUGGUAAAUAACAUGUGAAUCCGCGGGAGACGAAAGUUUAAGAAGUGAAGAUUUCAACCAUUCAGUAUGACUUGAAACAGCCGUGGGGACGGCAGCAAGCACAUACACGAUCCACGAGACUCCUGCGUCGACUUGCACAAACACGCGGAGACGGACAUUCGUGAUCUGAAGAGGAUUUCUGCAGCGGCGGCGGCGCAGAGAAAGCCCGAUCCCAGGAAGAUAGAGUGCGAGGAGAGAGAUUCCCCCCCUCCCCCCAUCCCUGGAUGUCUAUGAUGUUGUGCCAGCUCGGGCACAGGUGUGUGAUGGAGGUGGUGCUGCUGACCAUCCUGUCCUGGGUGUCCGUGUGGGCGGAGGAGAAGAUCAUAUUUGACAGACACGCUGUCUACUGGAACAGCUCCAACCCCAAGUUCUGGCACGGAGAGUACAGGGUGGCGGUGAACAUCAACGACUACCUGGACAUCUACUGUCCUUACUACGAGGGUCCUCCGUCCCACGGGCGCAUGGAGCGCUACAUCCUGUUCAUGGUCAACCACGAGGGCUACACCUCCUGCCAGCACAGGAUGCGUGGCUUCAAGCGCUGGGAGUGCAACCGCCCCAGCGGUCCCGACGGACCCCUGCGCUUCUCGGAGAAGUUCCAGCUCUUCACCCCCUUCUCGUUGGGCUUUGAGUUCAGGCCCGGACACGAGUACUACUACAUCUCGUCUCCCCACCCAAACCACGUGGGGCGAGCGUGUCUAAAGCUGAAGGUGUAUGUCAGACCUCCAGAUGGGUCGGGAUACGAUUCACCGGAGCCCUUCCUGACUGCUGGAGGUCCAAGCCUGAGGCCGGGGUCCAUGGUCCCGCUUGCUGCUCUGGCCUCACUUCUUCUGGGACUCUUCUCCUGGCUGUGAACCCUGUCCCCCUCCUCCUGGAGCAUCCCACCCAGGGUCGCUGGGCUGGGCUGGCUGUCCCUCUAAAUCCACCACCCCCUCAGGGAAGCCCUCUGUCUCCGUCACCUCCCCUCCCCCUCUGCCUCCCCCCCGUCCUCGCUCCCACCUCCACUUCUAAACAACACCCCCCCCCCCCCUCCUCUCCCCCCACUGCCAGCCCUCUCCAUGGCCCCGCAACGGACACUGCUCCCCGGACCGGCUUAGAGGGUCGGGUCUUGAUCUGUCUGGGAAGCUGCGCUCCGUCUCCGAUGCAGCUGAAGACACAAGGGAACUGUCUCUGCACUCAUGCCAGGGGGUCCUUCUGAUUUGUCUAUUGACUGUUGGCCACUGAUGGGGUAGAAGUAGCCGCGGCUAUGAUUAAACUUGUCGUUCCGGUGCAAUUCCUAUCACCCAAUCACGGCAGGAUGCAUUAAGCGAUAGGCCUGGAUGCACAAAAAUUGGAUUUUUCUCACAUUGCAAUCCCAUCGUCAAACGAAGAAUUGGAAGUGGCCAAGCUUGCAUUGUAAUUGGAAUUCUAUACCACUCGGACCGGUUCCAACUGCAAUAAAACGUAGAGAGGCAGAGGAGGAGGAGGAGGAGGAGGAGAAGAAGAGUGACCCGGCCGAUGCAAGAAAGGAAAACAAUGCGGGCAAAGAUUUAAAAAAAAUACGACCUAUGGGAAAAUGUAACGUUAUAUGUGUUGAUAUUUUCAUACACGGUGUAGGUUCACAGAAAUAUUAUAUAAAAAUCCAUCAAUUUGAUUUUUUUGAGUUUCUAUGAGAAGUAAAGAUUUCAUCCCAUUCUAAAGACAAGUAUAAUCAUGGCUGUGUCAGUGGGAGGGUCGGGGAGGGUGUUCCGGGUGGGUUUGGGGGGAGGUGUAUAUUUUCAGGUGGGAUGUUUUCUGUCUUAUUCGUGUUUCUAAACAAAGCAUUUAUCACAGCCUGGCCAGCACAGGCGUCUUCAGCACCGUCUAGUGUCGACCGGGUCGGGUGACUUUUGGAACCGUGACUUUCUCAUGUAUGAAUGUACCACUGGUCACCCACCUCUUAGUCUAUCUGUAUCAUUAUGACUGUGGUCACUUACAGUACCUUCUCUAGGACUAGCAUGGUUGAAUGGGUCGGGGGGGGGUUGGAGGA
Molecule: messenger RNA, 2747 nt
Organism: Pungitius pungitius (ninespine stickleback)
Lineage: Eukaryota; Metazoa; Chordata; Actinopteri; Perciformes; Gasterosteidae
Gene: efna2a
Product: ephrin-A2a
Exons: 4
Coding region: 967-1593 (208 amino acids)
Biological process (GO): osteoclast differentiation; ephrin receptor signaling pathway; axon guidance
Cellular component (GO): plasma membrane
Molecular function (GO): ephrin receptor binding
Source: RefSeq, a predicted model, not a curated record